This is a messenger RNA of Dreissena polymorpha, 8964 nucleotides long. Its product is annotated as katanin-interacting protein-like. The transcript has 41 exons. NCBI's taxonomy places the organism in Eukaryota, Metazoa, Mollusca, Bivalvia, Myida, Dreissenidae. The record is from RefSeq and is a predicted model, not a curated record. Bases 130 to 5877 code for a protein of 1915 amino acids.
CCUGAACAAUCAUGGCGGACGAAUUCCCCUGUGCAUCAACUUGUCCAAAUAUUUGCAUAGAAACUGAAUAAUUAAGGAACAACACACCUUUCUCUUUCUUUCCAUGCAACAAGUAAAUAUAGUUACAACAUGGAACGCGCUGGUAGUAAGAAAUCAUCUUCAGGCAGAGAUACUGAUGACAAACCCUGGUUAGCGGCUGCCAAGGAGGAAGUUCUGCCAGGAUAUGAGGAAUAUUUGGUUCUGUUGCAAGAGAGGAAUAGGUUACAGAAGCGUCUGCGAGAAAAAAAUAAAGAUAAGGAUCAGGUUGAGAAAGAACGCAGAGAGCACGGGUUUUCCCUGUAUGUCAAUGGCCCGCAUAAGAAUGCUAGACCCUCUGGAAAAUCACCUGGUAGCAAAGCAACGAUUCCAACACAACCCCAGCAACCAAAAACUGCCCGCAAGCCAAAAACAGCUGGUGAGGUACGCAAUCCCAACAUAUUGGAUAACCAGGCACUAGUUGAGAUUGCUCGACUGGAAGUGGAACGCCAACGCGAUGUGGCGCGUGCAAAAACCGCCCCAAACGCAAGGGAACGUCGACGGAACUGGAAUGUUGAGUCUAUGGAAAUUAAGACUACUGACGGUGGGAAAAAAGUCAAAGCCCCAGAUAUCCUGACAGGACGAUAUGCUGAUGAUUUCGAGUCAGGGGAAGAUUCAGACGAUGUUCGCAGCAGCGGCAGUGAGAACACGGAAAUUGUAACACAAUCACAGCAUAACAAGCCUGUUCGCAAGCCUCAGGCACCCAGGGAAAGCGACAUGUUUAACAGCAGUGACAGCUACUGUAGUGAGGAUGAGAAACUAGAGAUGUCCAAGAACAUGUCGACCAUUCUUGAUGACAACAACUCAGCAGAUGACAUGGAGUUGGAUGCCUCGCGGUUCACGCGACCUGGUGUCGGCAACAGGAAAAACAAUCGACCCAACCGACAAGCUUCUGACAACGAGGAUGAAAGUGAUGAUGAUCAUCCAGAAAAGCUUCUGUUGAGCAUGAAAGAACUUCGGAUGAUGUACAAUUGUGUGACCUUGCGUCAAAGCCUUGCCAGAAAUGCCACUAUUCGAGAAAGCCUUGCUAAGGAAUCUGGAUCAGGUGAUGAAGACUUUACCCCAGAGUCUCCUAUACCUGAGAUUGAGGAAGAAGAUAUCCCGUCAGAUGACAGCGAAGAGGACUCUCCACGUAGACACUUCAACCUCAAGCCUUCCCCUCAGAAACAGCCCGAGAUAGUGCUGGAGUUUGGGGGAGGUCCAGCUCCUAAUAAAAAAGUUGAAAAGAGCCUAUCAGCUGCCAGAAGAAAGGACGCAGAUCAAUCAGAAGUCAGACCCAGGAAUGGCCAGAAAAAUAUUUCUGAGCAAACAAGGGAAUCAGGAAAUAAAUCAGGGACAACCAGAACACUUGAAGCCUCAGAAAAUGCAGGCAAGAAAGCCGUGCGUCCCCUGUCAGCCAAUCGUAAGACCCCUGUCAGAGAGAGCCUGGAUCCAGACGGCGAGGCCUCGGCUGUCAUGGCCGCCCUCAAGGCUGAGAACGAACAGGCCUCACAAAAAAAAAUGCAGACCCCAAAACAAAAGCCCAGCCCACGUGCAGCCCAAAAGUCCCCGGGCAAGCCUGCAGUUGAUAGGUCGGAGGGUGUUCCCAAGUCCCGGGCGAUGUCAAAAGAGAGCCCAGCACAGAGUGUCAGCGGGCCUCUGGUGUCCAUGGAUAAAAUAGAACAGAUCAUGGAGAAAGUCCUCAAGAUGAGUCCGAAGCACCAAAGACGUCUUGUUCACAUGCUGGGCAAGAUAGAGAAGUCGGUGGUAGCAGAGAGUGUUGAGAAUCCUAUUCCUGCAACCAGGCCAGCAGCCAAGGGUCCUAUGAGAGCAGUGCAUACAUCAGUUAGCCAGUCCCUGACCUCCAGCAACGGUGCACCAUCAAGUGGUGACAGUAGUGAUGUCAUUGAACUCCACAUUGAGGUGAGGUCAAACUGGGGUCACGCGAUGCGACUCGGCCUCACAGAGAUCCAGGUGUAUGACCAGCGGGGCGACCUUGUUGCUGUCUCCGGGGAUGAUGUCAGUGUUCAUGGGGCGGAAGAUUGUCAGGGCAGCGUCGAUGUGCUGUUUAACGGGAAAUUCAAGACAAUGAAAGAACGGAACAUGUGGAGCUGUAGAUACCAUGCAAGGAGGCCGGUGGAGUUCAUAAUCAACGUUCGCAAACCACGACCAAAGGCAUCUGAAAAGUUUGCCUUGUCACAGAUCAAGAUUUGGAACUUCAAUAAAAGCACAAAAGAUCUGGACAUUGGAAUAAAGGACAUCCGCAUUUUCGUCGGCAGUGAUCUCCUGUUCACUGGACCGGUAGACAAGGGCUGUGGGAACCAUGUGUUUGACUAUGGUCAUGUGAUAUCUCUAGUGCCAUCAGUGAAUGAAACAAACCCUGUGAUUGAGGUGGAAAAAGAUGAAGAAGUAAGUUCUUCAAAACCAGAAAACACAGUUGCUAAAAGCAUGUCUGACAAAAGACAAAAGAGGCGUGAGGCUAACGAAGCCAGAUCCAGUGUAAGAACGUCUAGAAGUAAAGAUGAUGUAAGAAGCUCAGAUUCUAGACAGUCCAUAUCGAAAGAGAGCGUGGUUUCAGACAAGGGAUUAGUUUUGGAUUCUAAGAGCACAGAAAAAGUGUCGCAAAUUAAUAAAAGCAAUGUCGAUGUAUUGAACCAAAAUAAAUCUCGUCUACCCAUUUCACCAAGGGGAGAAAUAUCGCCAGCCCAUCUGCAAGUGGGAAAUAAGUCCCCACGUGAAGGGGUAGCAUCGAUAAACCACAGAAGCAUAUCCCCGCGCCCCAGCCAAGACCGGAAAAAGACGUUUCAUUCCAUAAGCAUCUCGUCGCAGUCUUCGGCCUCUGAUGGCGGGGAAUCUUUGCCAAGCUCGAGACCUUCUUCCGGGGUCAUGACUCCUGCUGGUAGGCCUGUCAGGAGUGAGACGCGCACACUGGUGAAACAACCUGGAUCGGGCAGUGAAAGUGACGACACUGCUUUAGAUGCCUCCAAGCCCAGCCACCCAUCUAAGAAGCCAAGCGCGAAGACUCCGAGAAAGUCCAAGCGUAUGGGGGCCAGACUUGAUGGUCACAGUUCUGCUGAGGUGGACAGCUCGAGAUCCGUGUCGGAAAGUAUGGAGUCCCGGCCACCAGUGUCACACAGAAAAUUGGAGGAGAAGAUCUUGCGUAAGUCAGUAGUGGAGAAAUACCUGGACAAGCCAAGUGGGCCGCAGCCGCCUGCACAGCAGCCUGUUGCCAUGGAAAUGGCUGCAAAACAAGAGCCAGAGCCAGAUCUUGAUGACACACUAAAAGCUGGUAAUGCCACAGUGUCCUCAUCAGUGUCCGUAGCCUCCAGCCAGGAUGAUACACCCAUGCUGCAGAAACUCAAGGCCAUGAACAACAAAGACCAGACAAGUUCAAGAAAGAAGGACAUACCUCGAUGGCUUAAGCAAGAAGAUAUUUUAACUCCGUUCCAGAGCCCUGCAGAGAGUCGUGACGUGACAACGGGACUGCAGGGAGCACCCCCACGUACCCCACCCACCCAGGAAGAGAUUAACAUGCUCAUUGACGAGGAACUGUCACAGUUUCCCGAGAAACGGAAACCAGGGCCUAGUCCAGUGCAAACUGUUGAAAAUUCAGAGGGUAGUUCGACCCCAAUGCAGCGUAUAGAGAAGAACCGUUCCAAGUGGCGGGAGAACCCAGGCAUGAAUCUGGAGGAGUCUUGGGGUUCCCUCACCCAGUUCAACAAGAGUCAGCGCGGACGGCUAUCACUAGACAUGGACGAUGAUGUCCUGGAUGAGUACAUUAACAAGGCCGCUAAGCUUGCGGGGCUGCCCACUGAGCCGGCUAUACAGGAAGAGGAGACACCUUCAACUGAGCCAAGCGCCGGCAUAUACAUAAACUCUGAGGAUGAAGAUUUCAUCAUCCCAGAGUUGCCAUACGGCCGUGAGCUUGUUGUCAACAUACGAUCUACCUGGGGGGACAAGCAUUACGUCGGGCUGACUGGGAUAGAGGUGUUCUCUGCCACUGGUGAACAGGCAAACAUUGUCAAGAUCCGAGCUGAUCCAAGCGACAUAAACAUCCUGCCAGAGUAUGACAAGGAUCCACGAGUAGUGAAGAACUUGAUUGAUGGAUCAAACCGCACACGCGAUGACAUUCACAUGUGGUUGGCUCCCUUCACAGCUGGCCGCGAUCACUUGGUGCUCUGCUCAUUUGAGAAGCCGUGUAAAGUGGCGUUAAUAAGAAUAUGGAACUACAAUAAAUCCCGUAUCCACUCGUACCGUGGUGCGAAGGACGUGGUAAUGACUCUAGACUCAACUGUGAUAUUCCGGGGAGAGAUAGCCCGCGCAUGUGGGGGCAUCGAAGGUGGAACCGAGGCAUUCGGAGAUACAAUCCUGUUCACAACAGAUGAGGGGAUCCUGGAGCUGGUGUCUCAGAAUGACGCGGCUUACGAGGGGGAGAUGCUCAGUGAUGAUGAACCCUUUGAUGUGGAACGUCCCUCUACAGCUGAUGCUGGAGAAGAAAAGGGUCGUCCGUUGACGCGGGCAGUGGGAAACAUAAAGCAGCUGGAGCGUGAAUUAACAGUGCAAUACGAAGGGAAUAUGAUGGUGUAUAGAGGGAAAUGUAUAGAGCUCAACUUCACUGCAACGUGGGGAGACAUGCACUACUUGGGCCUCACGGGACUGGAGGUCGUGGGUAAGGAAGGAGAGGCUAUCCCAAUCAACAUUACCAUGCUGACCGCCAAUCCCAGGGACGUACGGACCCUUCCAGGACAUGAGAAGGACGACCGGACUCUAGACAAAGUCAUAGAUGGUAACAACGUGACAGUGUCAGAUGAGCACAUGUGGCUGGUACCCUUCGUGGAGGGACAGAGUCACACGCUGACCAUCGACUUUGGGGAGAAGGUGCUACUGGCCGGCCUGCGCAUCUGGAACUACAACAAAAGCAAAGAGGACACGUACAGAGGGGCUCGCACAGUUCACGUGAGCAUCGACGGCAAGGUGGUAUCACCACCUGAAGGAUUCCUUGUGAGGAAGGGGCCAGGCAACUGCCAUUUUGACUUCGCUCAGGAGAUCUCAUUCUCCCCCCAGUCCUGGAACACCGGCCUGACCCUGUCUGCUCUAGGAAGUGCUGGUAUGGUAGAUGAAAGUGACAAUUAUGAAGUUGUACAGAUGCCAUGUGGAUUUAUCUAUCAGCUGCAGCUGUUCAGCACAUGGGGCGACGCCUACUAUGUGGGUCUCAAUGGGAUAGAGCUGUAUGAUGGCAACCUGCAGAAGAUUGAGCUGACCCAAAACAACAUCUCUGCUUUCCCGGACAGUGUGAACAUUCUUGAGAAGAUGCAGAACGAUGUGCGCACACCAGACAAGCUGAUAGACGGGGUCAAUGACACGAUGGAGGGCGGCCACAUGUGGCUGGCUCCCAUCAUACCCAACCAUUUAAACCGAGUGUAUGUGAUAUUUGAUGUGCCGACGACCAUCUCUAUGAUCAAGAUCUGGAACUACAGCAAGACCCCAAACAGGGGCGCCAAGGACUUUGCUUUACUGGUGGAUGACCUUCUAGUGUACAACGGGGUGCUACAGGCAGUGACCCAGGGGGCACGGGGCAUUCUGCCCAACUGUCAGGGACCCCAGCCCUACCAUACCAUACUGUUCACCAACAACAAGGAUGUUCUGAGGAAAGAGAAACACACCGUUAUCAAUAACCAGACUGGAGAGCAGGAUGUACAGAUGACCAAUGAUAAGAAGAUUAUGAGUCACUAUAACGACCCAAAGAAGACCCAGUCAGGAAAACCAGUCGAUCAGAAUCUUCGUCCCACUACCAGUGUCAUUGUUUCCAAAAAAAGAAGAUGAUGAAUUUACUGUGAUAUCACUGUGUUAUAAAAUCAAAGGAGGAUAAAUGACUGAGUUGAUGUAACAUUUGAGCCAAUAUAGAAUUUCUGGGUAGUGGCCCUCGAGCUGAGAAGAAAAAAAUGAAGAUUUUACAUAGAAAACAAUAAAUGAUGUUUUCUGCAUUAUGCCCAUGGUACUCAAAGGGUUGGAUUAAUAUUGAACACACACAAGAUAAUUUCUGCAUUAUGACCAUGGAUCACAGUUACUAAAGGUGAUGGAUUUACCCAGAACACAAAAAAUGAUGUUUACUGUAUUAUGACCAUGGUAGUGUCUUAAUGUGAAGGAUUUAUAUCUAACACAAGCAAGUAUGUUAAGUGUAUUAUUACCAUGGACCGCAGCCACUUGUCAGUAUGUGUGUUGAUGAUUUGCAGCAAGAAUGGUUGUAAAAAACAAUGCCUUUUUAUCAGGACUUAUGCCUUGGUGAUUUAUCACACACAGAGUUGAUUUAGCCGGUGUAUUUUGUUCAAGAACUAAUUUAUAAAGUAUGUUAUGCUACUGGAAAGUUUAAGUUGACUGUGUUUUGAUGUACUGUUGAAGUAAAUGCAAAUAUAAACUCAACAUUUACUGCUGAGGGUUUUAAGGUGAAUUCCUGGUUGUGAAGUUAAACGCACGUAAUUAUUUCAUGAAAAAUAAGGUUUUGAAAUCAAUCCACUAUAUGAAUGCUAAGUUCCAUGUUGUUCCAAAGUGUUGUGAAAAAAGUCGAAAGUGCUGUAGAAGCUCACAAGACAUUUAUUCCCAUUGCAGAUGAAAACAAAUCAAAAUCAUCAAUAGUUUUUGACUGAUUCUUAAUUGUCAGACUGGUCUCAUGGUUGUCCGCUCUCCUAAAUGUGUAUGAUUAACUCUUUCAGUCCUGGAACUUAAUUUUGAAGGCCUUUGCAAACAGAACGUGGUGUCUCAUCAGGAUCCAAACUGUUUGCUAUUCCGAUAGUAUUCUUUGAAAAAAAUCGAAGAAAAUGCUAAUUUUAGAAAUUCAGCAGACGACAUUUUAGCAGAUGACAAAUUUCCCAGCAUGCAAAGUGUUAACCCUUUCCCACUCAGAGCCAAUGUCAAAAUGGCUCUGUGCAGUCUAUUCCGGUUUUAUGCUGUUUGCUUCUCAAUAGUAUCUAAGGUUUGGAGAUGAAGUCUUAAAAACUUGAAUAUAGUAAGAUUAAGAAAGGUCUAAAAUCAUAUAUAACUUUCUAAGGGACUACAAAUGCAUGAAAAUACGUAUCUAAGUGGUAAAGGGUUAAACAUGUUUAAGCUUUAUAGUUGUCAUUUAUCUAUUACCAGUGUGGGUCUUUAAAUAUUCCUACGGUAUUGAAACUGUUGUAUAAGAAGCCAUAGCUUGAUGGUCCGUCGUUUUUAACAUGGACAGUCAACAUUUUGGUUGUAUGUAUGUAUUGAUAAUCUGAGUGUUGGUUCAUCAAUUAAUGUUGUCUAAUCUCCAUAUUAUGGCAGAACUAGUUACAUAGAAUAUUUGCUUAACAUUUAAAAUUCGUAAUAUUAGCGUAGCAAUACUCAUUUUACAUCUAAAUAGUUGAUUCGUUUAAAUCUUGAAUUUUUAUGUCCCCCACUAUAGUAGUGGGGGACAUAUUGUUUUUGCCCUGUCUGUUGGUCUGUCUGUUGGUCUGUCUGUUGGUCUGUCUGUUUGCGCCAACUUUAACAUUUUGCAAUAACUUUUGCUAUAUUGAAGAUAGCAACUUCAUAUUUGGAAUGCAUGUGUAUCUCAUGAAGCUGCACAUUUUGAGUGGUGAAAGGUCAAGGUCAUCCUUCAAGGACAGAGGUCAAAUAUAUGUGGCCAAAAUCGCUCAUUUUAUGAAUACUUUUGCAAUAUUGAAGAUAGCAACUUGAUAUUUGGCAUGCAUCUGUAUCUCAUGGAUCUGCACAUUUUGAGUGGUGAAAGGUCAAGGUCAAGGUCAUCCUUCAAGGUCAGAGGUCGAAUAAAUGUGGCCCAAAUCGCUUAUUUUAUAAGAACUUUUGCAAUAUUGAAGAUAGCAACAUGAUAUUUGGCAUGCAUGUGCAUCUCAUGGAGCUGCACAUUUUGAGUAGUGAAAGGUCAAGGUCAUCCUUCAAGGUCAGAGGUCAAAUAUAUGUGGCCCAAAUCGCUUAUUUUAUGAAUACUUUUGCAAUAUUGAAAAUAGCAACUUGAUAUUUGGCAUGCAUGUGUAUCUCAUGGAGCUGCACAUUUUGAGUGAUGAUAGGUAAAGGUCAUCCUUCACAAGGUCAAGGUCAUCCUACAAGGUCAAACAUCAUAUAGGGGGACAUUGUGUUUCACAAACACAUCUUGUUGAAAGCCGUUAUCCAUUCAAACCUGUCAGGUUUGUCAUAAAUUUGUAAAUUACAAAUCUUUGAAUACAACUUAUGAUUAUGUCGAUAUAUUUUUUUAAUGAGUUUUCAUCAAUAAGCUAUAUUAUAUUUGAAAACAUAUUUUAUGUACGUCGGAAGCAUACAAAUUAUGUUUAAAUAUGAUAAACUAGUUAACUAUCGAUAUUUACAAAUUUACUCAAUCCUGGCCGAAUCCCUCAGUUUAAGUUGCAAGCUUGCUUGUCAUUAGUUUCUGUGACAUAUCACUGUUUACAUGUUUUGCCGUCCAAAUGUUAGUGUCUUUCAUUAUUGUCAAUUGAUUUCUUUUUUUUUUUGCCUUUUAAGAAUGUCUGUUUUGUCAGCUGAUUGAUUCAAAUUAACAGUUUUCAUUCCCAAUAUAGCUAGCUUCAUAUGUCUUAUUAAAAACCUCAUGACAGUUUAUCUCUAUAUAUGCCGAUCUAUGACCACUGGGUUGUUGUUAAACUGUACUUGAAUGCUCAUCUAUGUGACGUUGUGAUUUUUUUGUGUCAUACAUAAACCUAGGUGUUAAUACACUUUAUUAUUGGUAUGUAAAUCUGUGAAUACUUCAUUGUUGCAGUAUGCAUAUGUAUAUUAGAUCACAGUUGUGUAUAUUAGUGCUGUUAUUUAUUUACUGUACAUGUAUAUUUUACUGUAGUUACCAAUCUUAAUCUGUUGACCUUUAUGACUGAAACAAAUAAUUAAUUCACCCUUAUUGGGUAACGAAUAAAAUAUAACACCUUAAAA